This is a messenger RNA of Guyanagaster necrorhizus, 564 nucleotides long. RefSeq lists its product as uncharacterized. Bases 1 to 564 code for a protein of 187 amino acids. The record is from RefSeq and is a predicted model, not a curated record. The transcript has a single exon. NCBI's taxonomy places the organism in Eukaryota, Fungi, Basidiomycota, Agaricomycetes, Agaricales, Physalacriaceae.
AUGGUCAAGAAGAAGCAGGAGAACAACAUUCCCCUUGACUCAGACACUCAGACACUAGCAUCUCAGAGAGACAUGGUAUACUUGUAUCAGGAUCUCCUCCCAACCAUGAAGAUGAAGAUCUCCUGGAGGACUUCUUCUGGCAGUCCUCCUCUCUCUUUUCCACCUCUCAAACCCAUAGGAUUGCUGACCAUACCAGAGACUCUCUUAAUGCCCCUUGGAUGGCUUGACAGCCAGACACUAGACCUCCUUGAAGCCAGUCUCACAGCCUCUAUCUCUCUAUCAGGACCAGCUUCAGGGUGGAGAGGGUUCUCUUGGAUGAAGAGCAACGACGACGAGUAUGAGAAGAAACCAUUCACUGGUACUUCCCGACCUGAGACUUCACUGUCCCAUUUAACUAUAAUGAUGCCAUUUGACAGAAGGAGCAAAAGCAGUAGAAUAAGCCACAAUCAGUACAUUGUGAGCCAGAGGAGCAAACUGCAGUCCAUGAGCAGUAGAGGCAGAAAGCCGCACAGUAUGACAAGCUCCACAGAAACAAGCAGUGAGAAGUUGAAAGAGCCAGAUUGA